Penicillium subrubescens is the source of this 1380-nucleotide messenger RNA. Its product is annotated as camp independent regulatory protein. Gene Ontology annotation, molecular function: DNA binding. Lineage: Eukaryota; Fungi; Ascomycota; Eurotiomycetes; Eurotiales; Aspergillaceae. The transcript has a single exon. The record is from RefSeq and is a predicted model, not a curated record. Bases 1 to 1380 code for a protein of 459 amino acids.
AUGGAGACAUAUUACGGCCACGUCCGCACCCCGGCAGACGCUAUCAUCCUUUUCGAGGCCUGUCGGAUUGGUCUGUUGCCGCGAGUACAGCGUCGACUAUCAGAGAAGGAGCGUCAAUCAAUUCGAUCAGGAUCAGUGUUCGUCUGGGAUGAGCGGGAAGCGGGUAUGCGACGAUGGACCGACGGCAAAUCAUGGAGUGCGAGUCGGGUUUCUGGCAGCUUUUUGACGUAUCGUGAGAUGGAAGGCAAGCGAGGCGGCGGUGCCGUGCCCCAGACUUCAGUAUCACGACCAGGAAAGACGCCAGAGAGCAGAGGCAGCGACGACGAUCGAGGUGAUGGAACUGAUGAAGGCCCUGACGGAUAUCGGUAUAAGCCUGAUGGUCUCAUGAAACAAUCCUUCAGUAUUACUACAUCAACUGGCCAGCACCUUCACCUGAUCAGCUACUACUCUCGCUCUCACCCGUCCGCUGCCAACCUUCAACAACCCACCACCGACCCAGCUCUCCGUCAUGUUCGACCACAAAAAGGUCUGUACCCCGAGUCAACGGUCAACGAUCAGCAGAACCUCCCCGUGGUGACUCGCGGUCCAAUGCCUGGUGCUGCCGCUUACCCCAUCACUCCUCACCCCAUGGGUGGUUUCCCUCGCACGAAUCCUGGACAUGCCCAGGCUUAUACCCAACUACACCACCCUUGGCCUCCUACUCCGUUGGCUACUCCGCCGACUAUUGCGGUGCCAUAUCCCGGUGCCUCUUAUCUACCACCAGUUGCUGCCGCUGGCGGUCCUCCAUAUGGACCUCCUCAGCACCAGCCUCCACCCCACAUACAGCAAUCCUCUCACGGUCUGCCACCUCCGCCUCACGCAAUGGCCAGCCCAUUCGACCGGCCGGGACACCACGAAUCUGCAAUGCCACCAGCGGGCCCACCACCAGCCGGAGCACCCGUCUACCAAGGACGAUCGCCGCGAUCUCUGCACCAGCCACCACCUGAGCAGCGGAGUCCCCGGAUAUACGGACAGCCAAUCUCAGAUCCGCGCAUGGCCUCGCCGAGAAACCCACCAGGUUCUAUUAUGCAGCCUAACGGCGUGAGACACAGCCCACAGUUGCCGAAGCAGACCCCACCUACAACAGUACGACAGCUUGGAUCUAUCGGUACUCCUCCCAAGCCUGAACCGGGUACUGUCCCUGGUAUUGGCUCGCUUAUGAGCGGCACUUCUCUUGCUCCGAUUACUUCAGCUGGUUCUCCUGCCGGUGGGCCUGGAAGCCCACCUGGUGCUCGGCCCUCCGUCACCGUUGACGGACCCCGAGAUAUUCCCAACGACAAGAUUGGGUUCGGAGGGGAGGACGUGCGAGCUUUGCGCCAGUUGGACCGGGUGUUCAUCUGA